Molecule: messenger RNA, 780 nt
Organism: Cuscuta campestris
Lineage: Eukaryota; Viridiplantae; Streptophyta; Magnoliopsida; Solanales; Convolvulaceae
Source: the annotation of a GenBank genome assembly
CUUGUGGUCAGGUUCAUCUUCAAUCCAUGGGGAGUCAACAAGUACCUGGGGUUCCUUUGCCAUCAGAUGCAGCACUUGAAGAGCCUGUCUUUGUUAAUGCAAAACAAUAUCAUGGCAUAUUAAGGCGUCGACAAUCUCGUGCCAAAGCUGAAUCUGUAAACAAACUUCUCAAGCCCAGGAAGCCAUACUUGCAUGAAUCGCGGCAUUUGCAUGCACUAAGAAGGGCUAGGGGAUGCGGGGGGCGAUUUACUUCAAAGAAAAACGAGAAACAAUCAGGAAAUGACCAUUCAGGGGAUGAUGUUGAUAAAUCACUGCCCAUUGUCAACCUCAAUUCUGAAGAUUGUGAAAUUGCCUCAGGUCGCGCAUCUUGAUUCUUUCUACACCCGGGGUUUUUUUUUAACUUUAUCUCAGGAACCAUACCAUACUUACCACCAACUUUGCCUCCCACACCCCAUUUAAUUUGGUGUCAUGUGUGUGUGAACAAAAAAUUGGAUUAGGUGCUAAUUUGGGGUUAGGGUUGGGGUGCAGAUAGCUUUUUAUCAUGUCUCAGUGUGUAAAAAUCAGAAAUAGGCUUUUUUAGGACAGUGGAAGAAGAUGUGGGUAGUGUGACUGUGAUUUGCAGUGGAAGAUAGAAUGAAGAUAUAGAUGCAGAACAUGAACUUCUUAAAGUUUGUAAUGGUCAUUGAUCCUACACAGAUGUGAUGGUGUAAAUUAGUUAGACCGGGUUAUUCCUUAUCGAGUUUGGGACAGCGAGCUAAGUAUUAAACUAAUACUCCAUAC